AUGUCCAGAAUCCCAUCCAUUCCACUUCUAUCGCGUACUCAUAGCAUGCCAAACCUUUGGACCUUUUGGGAGCAUGUGCAGAGCACUGAUGCAGCUAGCAGAUACCUCUUUGAUCAAGCGGUUUUCUAUACUGAGGAAUCUGGUUAUGUCGUUGAAUGCCGUAAUGGAACCCCAAUGCGUCUUGGUCGUUCUGGUGCUCGUG
Lichtheimia ornata is the source of this 202-nucleotide messenger RNA. RefSeq lists its product as uncharacterized. The annotation marks the transcript as partial. The record is from RefSeq and is a predicted model, not a curated record. The transcript is spliced from 2 exons. NCBI's taxonomy places the organism in Eukaryota, Fungi, Mucoromycota, Mucoromycetes, Mucorales, Lichtheimiaceae.